AUGCAGCGUCCGAGGACCAGAAAGUCGCUUCUGUUUUCAAAUGUUGUUCCUCCUGGUACUGAGGAUAUCCAAACUGCAGCAACUUCCAAUCUGAACCCUGCAGCAACUUCCAAUCUGAACCCUACAGCUCCAAAUCAGACCUCUCCCAUUCUUGAGCCUGAUGCAAGUAAGAGUCGAAAGUAUCAAUCUGCAACAAAUGCAUCUAAGUCACUGUCAAACCAGGAUCGGAUAAGGACCACCUUAGCACGGGGAACUGCUUCUCACCGGGAUGAAGAAAAUGCAUUAGAUGCAGCAGAACGUAGCACUGAUCGUAGCCUGAACAACAGUCACAUCAAUAAUUCCAACCUGAGGAACGAUGCAGACCACUCUUGUCCUAUUUCAAGCACACCUGAGGUUGAACAUGGAAACAAUAAGUCCCCCAAAACUGAUGAUGGUGGCAAUUCAAAAGGGAAUCAUACUCCAGAAAAAUCUAAGAAGCGAAAGUCCACAGCAACAGAGAUACAUGCUGUCGGAAAAACGUUAAGCUUGCAGAGUAUAUGUUCGCGAAAAAUCCGAAGCUUGUUCGAAGAUAGGCUGGAAGUCGGAGCAUACUCUUGGCCAAGAGUGAGCCCAGGAAUGAAAGAUUUCUAUUGGAAUGAGUUCAAGGAUCCUGGAGAGGAAAACCAGAUCAAGGAGGCAUGGAAAUUAUUGGCAGCAGAACGUUACCGUGACCUUAGAAGGGACUUGAGAGAAUGGGAUGAAAAACCAUAUUUUGUUCAGGAGGAUGUGUCGUUGAGCUUCACAAAUCAUUGGCAAGUUGAGGAUUUCAUGAUGGUUGGGAGAAGGAAUUCCAAAAAUCGUCGCAGCCCCAAGGGACCAGUUUCUCACAAUGGAGGUUCCGUCUCAUUCAUUGAGCAUGCUUUGCUGCACUUGAACGUACCUUAG
Oldenlandia corymbosa var. corymbosa is the source of this 924-nucleotide messenger RNA. Lineage: Eukaryota; Viridiplantae; Streptophyta; Magnoliopsida; Gentianales; Rubiaceae. The record is from the annotation of a GenBank genome assembly.